Molecule: messenger RNA, 546 nt
Organism: Diospyros lotus (date-plum)
Lineage: Eukaryota; Viridiplantae; Streptophyta; Magnoliopsida; Ericales; Ebenaceae
Exons: 3
Coding region: 99-344 (81 amino acids)
Source: RefSeq, a predicted model, not a curated record
AAGGAAAAUGGAGAAUUAUAAUAAAAGAAGGCGGAUUCUCAAUUAGGGUUUCAAGCCAGUUUGAGAAGGAAGUAGAAAGCCGAUCCUCGGAGAGAAAGAUGUCGAAGAAAAACGACUUAGGUCGCCGAAAAAGGCAGCACGACUUCGAUCUCAAAAGAGAGAAAGAAGAUAAGGAAAAGAAGGAAAAGAAGCUGCAGGCCACGAAGAGCAAGAUGAAGGUGGAUGCAAAUGACAGGAAGAAGAAGGGUGCAAGUGGAUUUCGAGUUGGGAAGAAAAAGGUGAAGAGCAAGUUGACUCCAUUGGCAAAAGCAAAAGCAGCCCAGGCAAUGGAAGUUGACAAAUAAGUUGUGCAUUGAGUGAGUGUGGCGCAUGUUGAGAAUAUAUGAAAUGUGCGCCGUUUGCUCCUGGAAUCUACGUCAUUAGCCACCUUAGGAUGUGUAACUGAGAGUGAAAAGUUUAUCUUUACUUUUGUACUCAUUAGCACUUCCUUUUAUAGAUAUUGAUUAUUUGAUUUAUGUGGAAAUUAAUAACUUCCAUUUUACUGUU